Molecule: messenger RNA, 1786 nt
Organism: Halichondria panicea
Lineage: Eukaryota; Metazoa; Porifera; Demospongiae; Suberitida; Halichondriidae
Product: sulfite oxidase-like
Exons: 5
Coding region: 56-1684 (542 amino acids)
Biological process (GO): sulfur compound metabolic process
Cellular component (GO): mitochondrion
Molecular function (GO): molybdenum ion binding; heme binding; molybdopterin cofactor binding
Source: RefSeq, a predicted model, not a curated record
AAUAUUGAUAUUGGUGCAGUAGCUACUAGAGCCGCCGUGCUAGUUAGUGGCUGUCAUGUUUAGGCUAGUAUCUCGCUGCUCUAGGCUGCUACGCUCACCCAAGUACACAAGAGGCCACUCAAGACAUGUAGCAAGGAGAUCUGUGGCUUCAAAUGCUGUAAUCGCGGGUCUAGGUGCUGCCACACUAGCUGGCUUAGCUUGGAACGGCUACAAGUCUACAGCUAACUGCGCUGCUGCCGAAGAGUCUCUCUCAGCAGGAGCUGCUCGCCCUGGGUUGCCUGAAUACAGACUGGAGGAGGUGGCUACUCACAAAACAGAAGAUACUGGAAUAUGGGUCACUUAUAAAGAUGGUGUUUACGAUAUCUCAGAGUUCAUAGCCACUCAUCCCGGAGGCAGUGAGAAGAUCAUCCUAGCAGCCGGUGCUUCCAUAGAGCCUUAUUGGGAGGUCUUUGCUGCUCACAACACUGCCGAGGUACAAGACAUGCUGGAGGAGCUGAGGAUUGGGAACGUCCAUCCAUCUGAUCGCAGUCAAUCUAAAGGGGUUAUGGUGGAUGGUCCCUAUGCUAACGACCCUACAAGAUCUCCAGUCCUCAAAGUGAACACACAAACACCGUUCAAUGCUGAGACGCCCACCGUGCUACUAUCUGAAGCUUACAUCACUCCCAAUAACUUGUUCUUUGUACGCAAUCAUUUACCCGUACCUGAUGUCGACCCACAGAACUAUGUCCUGGAGGUCAAAGGUGAAGGGAGCAAGCCCGUACGCUUGACACUGGAAGAUCUGAGGUCAAAGUUUAAGCAGUACAGCAUAACAGCGGCCGUUCAGUGUGCGGGAAAUCGCCGAUCAGAGCUAGCGGAGGUGAAGAAAGUGAAGGGCCUCAACUGGACAGGGGGAGCCAUCGGAAACGCAGCCUGGAGUGGUGUGCGUCUGCGUGAUGUUCUACUAUAUGCUGGACUAGAAGACUGUGAGAGCUGCACUCUCAAGCACAUUCAUUUGGAGGGACUGGACAACAACCCAGUCACCGGGGAGUGCUAUGGCGCCUCCAUUCCUAUAGAGAAAGCCAUGGACCCUCGAGGAGACUGUCUGCUAGCCUUGGAGAUGAAUGGAGAGCCGCUCCCUCGUGAUCACGGCUACCCUCUCAGGGCGCUAGUGCCAGGAACUGUUGGAGCUCGCAAUGUCAAGUGGUUGACACGUAUCGAGGCUAGUACUAAAGAAUAUCCGGGACAUUGGCAGCAGAAUGAUUACAAGGGGUUUUCCCCUGGUGUGGACUGGGACACUGUUGACUUCAGCACUGCACCAGCCAUACAGGAGCUUCCAGUGACGUCCCUCAUCACAUCCCCCCAGGGAGGGGUGACUUUGGUGCGCUCUGACGAGGCAGUGAGUGUGAGGGGUGUGGCUUGGAGUGGGGGUGGGCGUGAAGUGGUACGUGUAGAUGUGAGCAGUGAUGGUGGCCACACAUGGACAACUGCUGAGCUCAGUAAUACUAAGGACCAACCACUCGGCAGAGCAUGGGCUUGGAAACUUUGGGAAGCCACAGUCCCCCUGCCUAAGGAAGGUAACGCUGAGCUGUGCUGUAAGGCAGUGGACAUGUCAUACAAUGUGCAACCAGACACCACUGCUCCUAUCUGGAACCUCAGAGGAUGUCUCUCUAAUGCCUGGCACAGAGUGAACUGUACCAUCAAGUGAUCUAUCUAGGACUGUAUUAUUUUUUUAAUUAUAGCUUUAUCAUUGAUGUCGAUCAUGCUGCACUUCUAUAGAUCUAUUAACGACUUGUUUAACAACAACUGA